AUGAGAGUCUUACAAUUAGCCCUCUUAGGAGCUGCAGCCGUUCUAGCACAAGAGCCCAGCGGCUCUCCUCUCGUCGAUGUUCCAGAUGAGAUCGCGAACGCGACGACGACCGCCAAAGACCUGCCCCCACCGACAGAAGGCAUCGUCGGUGCUGGAGUAUCGGGUGCAUCGUUCACUUCCGCUGCUGAUUCAAACUCCACCACUUCUGUGGACCCCGCUGCCAGCACCGCCGCUGAGGCUGGCACUGCCUCUGUAGUCACACCCUCCGGCAGUGAUCCUAGCGGCUCCGCAUCUGCAUCUGCAUCGGGUGCAGCGUCCCCGAUGGCUUCACUCGACAUGUUCACACUCGUUGGCCCGGCGAUGAUGAUCGUGGGAGCAGUUGGCGCAGGCUUCGCCGUGAUCUAG
Messenger RNA from Kockovaella imperatae, 405 nucleotides. RefSeq lists its product as hypothetical. The record is from RefSeq and is a predicted model, not a curated record. The transcript has 2 exons. Lineage: Eukaryota; Fungi; Basidiomycota; Tremellomycetes; Tremellales; Cuniculitremaceae. Bases 1 to 405 code for a protein of 134 amino acids.